CUGGGACAGAAUGUUGUCAGAGAUAGAACGGCUUAUUUUUUAGAAUAUUGUUAGGUCUACCAUAACGUACGCUGUUCCGUCCGCUCUCGCAACGUCUCGCAGAGGACAGCCAGCUACCUACCGAUCAAGUUAAUCUACUUGUUUGAUGAACACACGCCGGGUUCUCCAGAAGCAAGUCACAUUCACGCUACGGUGUCUGGUACGGUUCAAGUCUCUGCACUUACGCGUUUUGGAAAUUUGGAUCUUUCUUUUCUCAAUGAAGAUGGGUGAUAUGAUAUUCGAAGAACUGGAGGAUUUGAUGCAUUUUUCAGUCCACGACCUUCCAAACCGGGGCUAUGCGGUCAUGGAGGAGAUCAGAAGACAAGGGAAACUCUGUGAUGUCACCUUGAAGGUGGGGGACCACAAGUUCAGCGCCCACCGGAUAGUCCUGGCCGCCUCCAUCCCGUACUUCCACGCCAUGUUCACCAACGACAUGAUGGAGUGCAAGCAGGACGAGAUCGUCAUGCAGGGCAUGGACCCCAGUGCCCUGGAAGCCCUGAUAAACUUCGCGUAUAACGGCCACGUGGCCAUCGACCAGCAGAACGUGCAGGCACUCCUCAUCGGCGCCAGCUUCCUGCAGCUACAGAAUGUCAAGGACGCCUGCUGCUCCUUCCUCCGAGAAAGGCUCCACCCCAAGAACUGCCUGGGCGUGCGGCAGUUCGCGGAGACCAUGAUGUGCACCACGCUGUACGACGCGGCCAACAGCUUCGUGCACCAGCACUUCGUGGAGGUGUCCAUGUCGGAGGAGUUCCUGAGCCUGCGGUCGGAGGAGGUUCUGGAGCUGGUCGGCUGCGACGAGCUCAACGUCAAAGCCGAGGAGCAGGUGUUUGAGGCGGUGCUGGCGUGGGUGCGGCACGAGCAGGAGGAACGGGAACCCCGGCUCCCUGAGCUGCUGUCCAAAACGCGCCUGCCCCUCUGCCGGCCCCAGUUCCUGGCUGACCGCGUGCAGCAGGACGAGCUGGUCCGCUGCUGCCACAAGUGCAGGGACCUGGUGGACGAAGCCAAAGAUUACCACCUGAUGCCAGAACGCCGCCCCCACCUCCCCGCCUUCAAGACCCGGCAGCGGUGCUGCACCUCCAUAGCGGGUCUCAUAUACGCUGUGGGGGGGCUGAACAGUGCAGGUGACUCGUUGAAUGUAGUGGAGGUCUUUGACCCGAUUGGGAACUGCUGGGAGCGCUGUCAGCCAAUGAGCACCGCUCGGAGCCGCGUAGGCGUGGCCGUGGUCAACGGGCUGCUCUACGCCAUCGGCGGAUACGACGGCCAAUCGCGGCUCAGCACGGUGGAAGUGUACAACCCGGAGACGGACACGUGGACGCGGGUGGCCAGCAUGAACAGCCAGCGCAGUGCGAUGGGCACCGUGGUGGUGGACGGACACAUCUACGUGUGCGGAGGCUACGAUGGCAAAUCCUCUCUCAAUUCAGUGGAGUGCUACUCUCCAGAGGCAGACAGGUGGACGUUAGUGACGGAGAUGAGCGCGAGCCGCAGUGCAGCCGGCGUGACUCUGUUCGACGGCAGGAUCUUCGUUUCCGGCGGCCAUGACGGUCUACAGAUCUUCAACACGGUGGAGUACUACAAUCAGCACACAGCCUCGUGGCACCCCGUGGUGGGAAUGAUGAACAAGCGGUGUCGGCACGGCGCGGCGGCCCUGGGUAGCCAGCUGUACGUGGCCGGGGGUUACGACGGCUCGGGGUUCCUGAGCGGCGCGGAGGUGUACAGCUCGGCGGCGGACCAGUGGAGCCACCUGGUGGCCAUGGGCACGCGGCGCAGCCGGGUGUCGCUGGUGGCGAACUGCGGCCGGCUGUACGCGGUGGGCGGCUACGACGGGCAGUCCAACCUCGGCUCGGUGGAGGCGUACGACCCCGAGAACAACCGCUGGACGUUCAUGGCGCCCAUGGUGUGCCACGAGGGCGGGGUCGGCGUCGGCUGCAUACCGCUGCAGCCGGCCUAGCCUCGGGCUCCGCCCCUUUUUUCGACAGGGGGAUGAACUAUUGUUUUUUUUUUUCAUUUUAACGUUUUUUUUGCGAAAGGCUGAUCUGACUUCCAAAAAAAGCGAUGGUGGUGAUGAUGAUGAUGAUGAUGAUGAGGGCUGUGACAAGAGAGAUAUGGCGGGAUGUAACCAUUGGACAUCUGUCCCUUUUUCCAGAAGAGGUAGUAGCGACUGAACUGAACGGUUCUGUUUUUUUUUUUUUUGUUUUUUUUUAGGGCUUUCAUUUCAAGCCUUGUGAAAUGGAAUGGCACAAUCCUACAUAGUUCCACACACACACACACACACACACACACACACAGAGCUGUCCCCCUCACGGUGGAGGCAGUGGACAGGGCUGUGAUGCUCUCUCUCUCUCCAGUGGAUCAUGUUUCAGAGGCUGGUCAUCCACUGCCGAUGGGGGGGGAAUGACAGGACCGUCCCGGGCAGGACCGUCCCAGGGGGCCCCCUCUACCAAGAGAUCUACCUGCGCCUGCAACACACGGGGUACACACAUUUCCACACACCCCCCCCCCCCCCCCCCCCACACCGUUUCUUUCCAUUACAGCCAUGGGAACAGUGUACCUGCAGAUACUGCAGUACAGCAGUGGAGGUACAUGUGCAGUAGUGGGGAGGGGUGUGUGUGCAGUGGUGGUGUGUGUGCAGAGGACACACAGCACAAGAAGAAGGAUUCUGCCUGUGCCACCCAGAGCAAGAUCUGACUGCUGGGAAAUCUGAAGAGCUGUACACACACGGAGACGCACACAUAUGCACACACACACACACACACACACACACACACACACGCCGUGACUGCUAGGGAGGGGGAGGUGCAAAUAAUUAUUUUUAACUGGAAUAUUGUUGGGGGGGGGGGUAAAUUGCUUAAUAUGGUACAGCAUGACUGGUGAUUAACACACAAGUUCAUUAUUGGGAGAAAAUAUUGAAUUAUUGUUCAAUAUUAUACUGAACAAUGUUGUGUUGAGUGGGAUAAUUCACAGAAUCUUCCUUUAUUAUUAUUAUUAUUAUUAUUAUUAUUAUUAUUAUUAUUAUCCCAUUUUCAGUUUAAACUCAAAUGGGAAAUUCUACUUUGAACCAGGGCACAGAAGCUAAUUAAUAGUUUUUUGGUUUUUUUUGGGGGGGGGGGGGAGGGGGACAGGUCUGGAUGUAACACUGUCAGUAGAAACCCCGUCGCGGGUUCAGACGAAAGUUUUAUUUGGGGGGGUUUGUGACGGACUGGGACGCGUGCAAUCGGCCGGGCCGCUGGUCCCCGCGCACCAGCAGCGUCCCGCCCUGGUGUCAGAAUGUACCCCCCUGCUGCUCCUCUGUCCCGUUCCGGACACCCACGCUCCAGGCCCGGGACGGGCGCAGGCCAAAACCCGACGCGCGCCGCCUGGACGUGUUUUUUUUUUUUUUUUUUCUGCGGCGCGGGUCACUGUAAAAAAAAAACACGGCGUGACUCGGGAGUGACAUCAGGUGACAGUUACGAUGACAGAGAGGGCGGGCGGCUCAGGUUGCCCCGGUGACGGCUGCUUUCUCCUUUGCGGUCACACCUCCGGGCCGGUGUGUAAUCUUGUGACACGCUGGUGUGUCAUUUUUCGUGACACAUUUUUGAUACCAAAAACAAAACAAAACAAAACAAAAAAAAAAACAAAGAACAGCUUGCGGCCAGAGCGGCUGUUUAAUGUUCUUUCAACAUUCUUACAACGUUAAUGAUGGCGAUGUUGCAGAUGACCUUUUGCUAUCUGGUCACCAUGGAGGGGACGGACUUAAAAUAUCAACAUUCCAUCUGAAACUGGGCCCAUUUGUGUGUCUGUUCAACGGCUCCGAUGUCCCCUGAGCGGUCCGAGGCAUUUUGUUUUGUACGGACGCUCGUCAGACUGAGGCCCAGGGUCGGUGUAACCAGACUGCUCUCUCCGAUAACCUUACUUUUAAGCAACAGAGCAACAGCGUUUCGCCAGCAGCCUAAUUGAAUAUUUUUAGCGUGAAGAAAACUUUGUCGAAGUGAAGGAAAAAGUGCGAUCAAAUCUGUUGCUGCAGUCUGAUGCAAAUUAAUGUGGGAUUAACUACUGUGAAUUCAUAAAAUUGAUGUUAAUAAUUGUCAUUGCUGCAUUUUUCUGCUGAUAUUAUUGUAACGUACAUUUUUUGUAUCUUCCGAUUAUGAUUGCAGUAUUUUUUACAACUGAUUUUUUGGUACUGUACCUCAGACUUGUUAAUAUUUAUUUUUCGUUAUGUUUUGUUUUCUCUUGGUGCAUUUGCACGUACCUGUUAAUAACUUUUAACUCUUGGAAAACUUGUAAAUUGUAAUAACUGUUAUAAUUAUUGAAAUCUAAACCUGAAUGUUUAUUGAAAAUGUUGAUCUCUGUUUCCGGUCCUCCGGUGUUUUGUUACCUACAAAACCUUGGUGUUACCUUGGUGACGGGUGAUUGUUCAACAUUAAAAGGAAAAGGACUUUCAUUUCCAAUUUCUUUCCACUGAAAAUCCAGCUGGGAUCUUUGUCUUGUUGAGUAGGAAUGGCUGAUAAAAGACUUAUGUACUGUACAAAUGAAA
Anguilla anguilla (European eel) is the source of this 4549-nucleotide messenger RNA. RefSeq names its product kelch-like family member 18 (gene klhl18). Bases 146 to 1987 code for a protein of 613 amino acids. NCBI's taxonomy places the organism in Eukaryota, Metazoa, Chordata, Actinopteri, Anguilliformes, Anguillidae. The transcript has 11 exons. The record is from RefSeq and is a predicted model, not a curated record. Gene Ontology annotation, molecular function: protein binding.